UGAAUCGACCUCGUAUUGUUGCUGAAACUGGAAUUUGCCACGACACCUUUUGUCAAAAUACUGCAGCUGCAAAUUAUGAAAUAUAUUUCACAUUCCAGAAUAACGACUGCUGUAUAAGGAUUUGCUAAAGGAUGGUAUUUACAGUGGGUAACGGAUCAUCGUGGUUUAAAUGAAUUCCAUAGGUCUGGCCUACCUACUGAAGAUGGGAUGUGUUUGUGGUAGAGAAAGUCUACGAAUCAAUGAUAGACGUUUUAUUGUGCGCUCCAGACUUGGAGAAGGAGGGUUCAGCUUUGUUGAUCUCAUCGAAGAUGCACGUACACAUAGAACAUAUGCUCUAAAGCGGAUUACAUGUCACUCCAAGGAUGAGGAACGGACAGCUAUGCAGGAGGUGGAGUUGAUGAAGACAUUCAAACAUACAAACCUUAUUCCUCUUGAAGCAUCAUCCAUGAUACAAGUGGACAAGUAUACCAAGACACUUGACAUCAUUAGCGAAGUCCUCAUAGUGAUGCCCUGCUACAGUAGAGGAUCAGCUCAAGAUAUAAUGGAGAGACUGGUGAAAAAAGGAGACAAAUUACCAGAGGAAAAGAUAUGGGAGAUUUUCCUCGGUCUGUGUCAGGGCCUCAAAGUACUCCACAAACACAAUCCUCCUUAUGCACACAGAGACAUUAAGCCUGGCAAUGUGAUGCUGUCAGAUGAUGGACAAGCUAUUUUGAUGGAUCUGGGUUCAGCAGCCAAAGCCAGAGUCGAGAUCAGUACGCCGUCUAUAGGGAGAGCAUUACAGGAUGAAGCAGCAGAAAGAUGUUCCAUGUUAUACCGAGCUCCGGAACUCUUUAAUGCGGAGGUGGGAACAACUGUGGAUGAACGGACAGACAUCUGGUCUCUCGGCUGUACCCUGUAUGCAUUGGCAUUCCUCGAGUCUCCGUUUGAUCGUGCCUAUCAGAGAGGAGACAGUAUCGCCUUGGCUGUGCUCAGUGGAAAUGUCAAGUUUCCAGAAAAUUCUGGAUAUUCAGGCGGCAUACAGGAGACGAUAUUACGGUUGAUGAAGCCUAGUGCUGCAGAACGUCCAUUCAUAGAUGAAGUUUUACAACUAGUGCAGACAAAUUCUUACUCCUCCAGUAAUCGAGUAUGACCAAGUCUGAAGUCAAUAUAAAAGUAAAUUCAGUUGUGUUCAGCAUGUCAGGUAAUCAGCUAUAAAUAUUCAUACAGAAACCCAAUUAGUGAAUUUAGAGGCUUACUUACAUGAUAAGUAUGGGACCAAGUGUGUCAUCAGUAGAUGUAAUCAUUUCCAUUGUGUUCAAACUUUCAAAAUCCAAGGGUUUCAUUAUUGAUGCCUGCGAAAUUCUCUCUGCACUCUUGGAAUAUGUCAUAACAGAAUUAAAGGCUUUCAGUUAAAUAUUUCAAUUUGAUAGUUUUCAAAUAAAAAAACAAAUCAUGAAUUGUCAAGCUAAUACAUUUUUACAAUCAAAACUUUACUAUUACAUUUCGACCAAAACUGAUAAUUUUACAUAUUUUUUUUGUGCUGUUUAAUUAAGAUAUUUCUACGUCUGUACAAGUAUCAAGGCAAGCUUAUUUAUUCCUAUCCUCAAGAUAGCUCAUACAAAGCCUUGAAUUUUGUCAUUAAGGGUGCAAAGAAGAUAUCAUGUGCCAUUUUCAACCUAAUAAGCCUACUGGCCCCUAUAAGCACACCCGGAUCUUUCUUCAGGGAGAGAGGAUGGGUGCGUUUUAUUUGAAAUUGAUAAAAAGAUCCUUACCUCACUAAUCUACCAACAUAAUUUUCAGUCUUUUAAUCAAAGACUCUAGAUUGUUAUCACUACAUUAAGAUAUGUAAAUGGAAAAAAGGUUGUUUUUUUCUCACCCAGAUUUCACAUAGAAACUUUUCCCUGUACAUGGUUUUAUUGAGCACACAGUGUGCUUAUUAGGUUGAAUACAGUAUAUCAAGACCUGAACCCUUGUAUUUCGAAGAUGUUUCUUUCAUAGAAUGUUAUUACUUGAAGUUCCAAUUAGUAUAUAGAUUUUAAUUUCAUGUUUUUAACACAGGAAAGUCAGUAUAUAUAUAUAUAUAUAUAUAUAUAUAAAGAAUGUUAUUUAGAACUGACUAGUACAAUAAGCAGUAUAAAGAAUAUCAUUGUCAGGAAUAAAUUGAAAUAGUUUUUGAAGUAGGUUGUAAAUUUUGUUGCAAAUUAUUUAUGAUUUUUGAAGACUUUCAUUUAUUUCAUAAAAAAUGACUUCUGUGUUAUAGGCUGUUCACAUUUCAUUAGAUAUUUAAUGAAUAUGAUCAUAUUUUUGUUACCAAGUUUAUUCAGAGUGCUUUAUAAAUUUUAUAUUUAUUCAUAUAGUUAUGUCUUUUUGAACAUUUUUUUCAUCUUUUGUUUUACUUUUCCCAUUUUCUCUGUAUCCUAGUACCUACUAUUAGAAAAAUUUUCCACAUGGUAUCUCAACCCUUGAGGUAAUAUUUUAGGUCAUCCUGACCAGAGACGUGUAUAUCAGAUAUCUGAUAUACAUGUCUCUGUCCUGACCCUCAACAAAAGGUUAAGGUUUUCUGUCUUGAUCAGAUUAUCUCCCCUCCUACUGGUUUUCAGCCAUCUGUUUGUGACCACAAGUUUGUCUAAAGGACCCCUCCUUAUAAUUACCUCUCAAAAUAUAUCUUUUAUCUAUUUUGGAACUUUGUGCACAUGAUCCUUACCCAAAAUUUUAUCUUUAUGAUUUCCUUGAGAGGUAAGUUCCUUUUUUUAUGGAUAUAAUAAAAUAAACAUAUGUGUAGGAACAGCGCUGUUAAAUUAGUAUCAGAAUCAUAAUUCAAGGUUAUUCUUCCCUCCUCUUUUAGAAAUUAUAUUUUUGUUAAAACGAAAAAUUGUAUAAGCUUACAA
Molecule: messenger RNA, 2867 nt
Organism: Pecten maximus
Lineage: Eukaryota; Metazoa; Mollusca; Bivalvia; Pectinida; Pectinidae
Product: serine/threonine-protein kinase 16-like
Exons: 8
Coding region: 170-1129 (319 amino acids)
Biological process (GO): protein phosphorylation
Cellular component (GO): Golgi apparatus; cytoplasm
Molecular function (GO): protein serine/threonine kinase activity; ATP binding
Source: RefSeq, a predicted model, not a curated record